CUGUCUCUCUGUCUCUCUUAUUCAGUUAUUCUGGUUCACGCUUGACUCAUAUUUGAUGUUUUGUUUUGGUGCUUGAGCAUAAACCUUUGGUGGGUUGAUUGCUUUGCAAUUGAAAUUGAAUUUGCAUGGGGUGAGGUGGGGGUGGGUGGGUUUUCUGUCUGUCCCUUUGAUUGAUUGAACUAGAACUAUAUAUCCAUCGUCAAAAUUCAAGAGAGAGAGAGAAGUAGCAGUACAAGUGUUGUCGGCGCAAGGUCACUUUCUGUCGGCAUUGUCUGUAUCCAAUCCAACUAUGAUAUUGAUAUUUGAAUAUUUGAUUGCAUUUCCAUUCAAUUUAAUUUAAUCCAAAUUACAAUCCGGAUUGAUGCUUCUCCGAUUCUCCUCUCUUCUCCUCUUGUCUUUACAUUUUGAUUUCCACCUGCAUAUUCUUCCAUUCGUUCAUUCCUUCCUUCAUUCAAACAUGCCUCUUUUCUUUCUAUAAUUAUAUCUCCUGCCUGCAAGUUUCCAUGUCAUGAAAUUUCAAUUGGAUUUGGGUGGCAAUUUCCUUUCUUCUUCUCGUUGUUGUUGUUGUUGUUUUGGGAGGCUGUUCGUUCGUGUUGCCAUUGGCAAAUGAAGCUCGAGUAUUUAGACAACUGGCUGCCUUACUUUUCUGGGACAAGGACCAGAGUUAUCUGAUGGAAGACCAAUAAUAAGGAAAUAGAGAAUUGAAAAGAAAUAGUUACAUCUGAUGGAUUUAAAUUCCCUUGCUUUCCACGCACACCUUCUGUAGAUUAUCAUCUUCUGCGUUUUGUAUCCUCUGGAUUCCAGGUUCAAUGCAUGAUAAUUCGUUUUACAACAAUACUACCCAUAGUUGAAGUGGUUCCAUACCAAAUGUCAGCGUCUCUUGCAGCAAUACUAGGAGGUGCUGCAGGAGCCGUGACUUUGGUGGGGAUAAGCAUCAUACUCAUAUGGUUCUGUGUAUCUCGCAAUAGGAGUGUUCCAAGAACUUCUGAAACGGGUUCUUCAGAUCCUUCUAUUCAAGUGGGAAGACAUGGAGGGGUUGAGUUGUCAAUGCGAGAAACAAGGUGUUUUCAUAUGGAAGAACUGUCUCUGGCCACAAAACAUUUCAGUGAUAAAAAUUUGAUUGGGCAAGGAAAAUUUGGGGAGGUGUAUAUGGGAUUUCUCCAGGAUGGAAUGCUUGUGGCCAUCAAAAAGCGACCUGGAACAGCUAGUCAGGAAUUUAUCAAUGAGGUACACUAUCUCUCAGCUAUUCAGCAUCGGAAUAUUGUUACUCUCUUGGGUUACUGCCAAGAAAAUAAUCUACAGAUUCUUGUGUACGAGUACAUUCAUAGUGGAAGUGUUUCCAGUCACUUGUACGGCACUGGCCAGCAUUCACGUGAAAAGCUAGAAUUCAAGAACCGCCUAUCAAUAGCUCAAGGGGCCGCUAAAGGUUUGGCUCAUCUUCACUCUUUGAGUCCCCGUCUGGUGCACAAGGAUUUUAAAACAGCCAAUGUUCUUGUAGAUGAAAACUUCAUAGCUAAGGUUGCAGAUGCGGGAAUUCGCAAUUUCCUGGGAAGAGUUGAUAUUGCAGGCUCGUCUUCUCAAGUGGCUGCUGAUGAGAUGUUCCUUGCUCCAGAGGUCAGAGAAUUCAGACAAUUUUCAGAAAAAAGUGACGUAUAUAGUUUUGGUGUAUUCCUUCUGGAGUUAGUGAGUGGGCGAGAAGCAAGAGAUUUUGCAUCUUCUGACUCAAACCAGAACAUGGUUGAAUGGGUGAAAAAUAUUCAAGAGGGCAGCAAUGUAUCGUGCAUCAUCGAUGAGAGGUUGGGGAAUAGCUUCACAGGUGAAGCUAUGGAAGGGUUGAUACAGUUGAUCAUGCGAUGUGUGGAAACUUCGAGUGAGAGGCGACCAAGCAUGAGCAAUGUGGUAACGGAGCUGGACCGGAUAGUUGAGAAAGAGAUGAGCUUGACAACAAUCAUGGGGGAAGGAACUUCUACAGUGAUCCCGGGAAGUCAGUUAUUUAAAGCAACAAAAUAAAAAGACAUUGUGUGCGUAUGGCAUCGCAUCCUCCAAAUUAUUAAAAACUUGGAGGAGUGAUAUUUGUGAAAUAGUUGUUUUUUUUUUCUUCUGUGAAAAGAAAAAGGAAAUUGUUAUAUUUUUUUUUAGGUUUCCUUUACUUGCUGAAACAUGAAACAAGAGAAAGAGAAGAGAGAAGAGAAGAGAUAUAUCAGCUGUUCGAUGAGUGAAUAAAGCAUUAUUUUUUUAUUUGA
Messenger RNA from Malus domestica (apple), 2243 nucleotides. RefSeq names its product nodulation receptor kinase-like. Lineage: Eukaryota; Viridiplantae; Streptophyta; Magnoliopsida; Rosales; Rosaceae. The record is from RefSeq and is a predicted model, not a curated record. Gene Ontology annotation, molecular function: ATP binding; protein kinase activity. Gene Ontology annotation, biological process: protein phosphorylation.